Molecule: messenger RNA, 10417 nt
Organism: Hemicordylus capensis (graceful crag lizard)
Lineage: Eukaryota; Metazoa; Chordata; Lepidosauria; Squamata; Cordylidae
Gene: CAMK1D
Product: calcium/calmodulin dependent protein kinase ID
Exons: 11
Coding region: 955-2133 (392 amino acids)
Biological process (GO): peptidyl-serine phosphorylation
Cellular component (GO): intracellular anatomical structure
Molecular function (GO): calmodulin binding; ATP binding; calcium/calmodulin-dependent protein kinase activity
Source: RefSeq, a predicted model, not a curated record
GCUUGGUUGUGGAGGUGGAUCCUUCCCACCCCGCCCUCGCCCUCCUAUUACCAUAACAACCAACUACAGCCAAUGUGUCAGUGAAAUCCCUCUUAAGCAACCAGAGCAGGAGCAGCAGCCACCGCCUGAGGCAACGAGGAAGAGUCCAGACUCCUCUCACAUACACAUGUUCGCUAUCUGAUCGUCAAGCUUGUUUGGGAAAGUUCACUUCUUGCCGACUAGUAAAAGGGGGACUCAUCCUGCCCUCUUCUUUCCUUCAGAGGGGGGUGUGUGUGUGUGAACAAAAACAAAAAUCUCAAAUAGAUUGAGAAAGAUUGUCUCCACGGUAAAAAGAAACUGAGAGUACAAGCAGAAGGCGAAGCUGCCUUCCAGCGGAACUGUGCGAGCUCUUCUUGCUUCUAUGUGGAGUUUGAGGUCCUAGUGGCUGCUGCAGUUGCUGAACUUGGCAGGGGUUUCUUUUUCCGCUCCGCAAAAAGGUUGAAUUAAAGUAAGGCAGCAAGGUUGGGGGCAGGGGAAGGAAUAACUCUGUAAAGAGCAAGGGACCAAAAAAGAAAAAGGGUAAAGCAAAAAGGCCGGGGGGAGAGGAAGCGGAGAAGACAAAAGGUCUGGAAAAAAAGAAGGAGGCAGAAAAGGAAAGGAAGAGGAAAUCGGCAAGCAAGCAGAGAGUCAAGUUUUGUAAGGGGAAGAAGCAGGCAAGCGAGAGCAAGCCCAAGCGCCGUAGCAACCAGGAAGUCUGUGCGCGAGGGAGAGGGGGCUACUAGAGCCGGCGCGCUCGGCAGCCAGCGAGUGGUAAGAGGAAGCGCCCGAAGAGAAAGCAAAAGCCGACCGGGGCAGCGUCUGCUGCAUCUCCCUCUCUCCUGCUCUCCGUCAGCACCCUCUUCCUCCUCCUCCUCCUCCGCUUCGUUAUUCUCCCGCCUGGCUCCUGCCUGCCUGUCUUCCCUGCUGCCGGCUACCAUGGCUCAGGAGAACGGCGAGGACAGCUCCUCCUGGAAGAAGCAAGCCGACGACAUCAGCAAGAUCUUCGAGUUCAAGGAGACCCUGGGAACUGGUGCAUUUUCGGAAGUAGUUUUGGCUGAAGACCGAGCUACUGGAAAACUAUUUGCAGUCAAGUGCAUCCCAAAGAAAGCCCUGAAAGGGAAGGAAAGCAGUAUUGAGAAUGAAAUUGCAGUUCUGAGAAAGAUCAAGCAUGAAAAUAUUGUUGCCCUGGAAGACAUCUAUGAGAGUCCAAACCACUUGUAUCUGGUCAUGCAAUUAGUGUCAGGAGGUGAGUUAUUUGACCGCAUUGUAGAGAAAGGAUUCUACACCGAGAAAGACGCCAGCACUCUGAUACGGCAGGUCUUGGACGCUGUGUACUAUCUCCACAGAAUGGGCAUUGUUCACAGAGAUCUGAAGCCUGAAAACCUGUUGUACUACAGCCAGGAUGAAGAAUCGAAAAUUAUGAUCAGUGAUUUCGGACUGUCAAAAAUGGAGGGGAAAGGUGAUGUCAUGUCCACAGCAUGUGGCACUCCAGGAUAUGUUGCUCCUGAAGUUCUUGCCCAGAAACCCUACAGCAAAGCAGUGGACUGUUGGUCCAUUGGAGUUAUUGCAUAUAUUCUGCUCUGUGGGUAUCCUCCCUUCUAUGAUGAAAAUGAUUCCAAGCUUUUUGAGCAGAUCCUUAAGGCAGAAUAUGAAUUUGACUCUCCAUAUUGGGAUGAUAUCUCUGAAUCUGCUAAAGAUUUUAUUCGGAAUUUGAUGGAGAAAGACCCCACUAAAAGAUAUACCUGUGAACAGGCAGCCCGGCAUCCAUGGAUUGCUGGUGACACAGCCCUCAAUAAAAAUAUCCAUGAGUCUGUCAGUGCUCAAAUUCGCAAGAACUUUGCAAAAAGCAAAUGGAGGCAAGCAUUUAAUGCCACAGCAGUUGUGAGACACAUGAGAAAGUUACAUCUUGGCAGCAGUUUGGACAGUUCAAAUGUAAGCGUGUCGAGCACCCUCAGUCGGGCCAACCCACUAACUGACGGAACAGCCAGGAAAGAUUGUAUGGCCACAUCCACUCUCUGUAGUUUUGCAUCAUCAGCUUCAUCUGGCGUUUCUGCAGUAGGAGAGAGAAGACCUAGGCAGACCACAGUAACAACAGUGCAUACGGGAUCCAAGUGAUCUACCCACCUCAGGAAGAGAUCCGAGGUGGGGGCAUGUGCCCAAGUGGGCAAGAAAGCAGGCAAGCAAACCUUCUCCUGGGUGAUUUCAUCCUGCAUUGUAAACUCAGCAAAGGACUGGAAGACAAGAACGAUUUUUUAAAAUGGCCAUAUUUUCUACUGCAAUUCUGAAAUGUUGCAUUUAUCACAAAUUGCAAUGACUCUGGGAGGGUGGGGAAGGAGGGGACUGGGGAACAGUAUCUGGUGCUGGGUCAAUGAAUCUAGGAAUGUUCUAACUAACUAAUGGACACUCACGUUAGUUUCUCAGUGAUUUACUCUGUUCUCAAUGUAGGUAACAGUACUUUCUUUUUUCAUUAACAAAGGUCUCAACUGGAUUAUUUAAACAGAGGUAAUUUCCUAGCACUUCUUCCUGCUCCAUAUUUCCAGCUCUUUUGGUUUUAUUCUGCGAUAGAGAGUAAAUCAAAAUUUGCAUUAACCUUUCAAGUCAAGAGGGUUUUAAAGUCAUUGUAUAUAUUUCUGUCUCCUUAGUUCCUAACAUUGAAUUACAAAUAUGUCCGGACCUUCAGUGAUGGAGAAAAAUUGCUUUCCUCCAUCGUUUCUUGGGGAAAUGGAAGUAGGAAUUAGGAUUGUUUCCCAUCACAUGAACAUUUACUUUUGCACUGGCCUGACUCUGAUUUACUGUGGUGAAUCUGCAGCCAAGGAUGGUAGUUGAGUAUGAGAAAUAAGACGGUGGUGCACUGUGGGCUGGGCUUAAGUAACUUGUUACUUCCUGCUGGACUUUGCCAAUCACAGAUGGGUUGCACCUCUGCUGUGCCUGUUGCAUCCUUAGUGCUAUCUAUCAUGCACCAAGCUAUAUCAGUAGACCCCUCACUGACUCAACUGGAUUAGGUGUUUGGGGGCUAACUAAUUAGCAAGGAAGUACAUAUAGCAAAAUAGCCUGGUGUAUUAUCUUCACAGGUCAGUAUUCAUGAAUGUAUAUAUUUGUUUCCCUACACCUGUGUACAUCCAUGUGUGAAGCAGUCCUUAAUGAGGUCAAUAAGGUCAAUUUAAUGGCAUCAAUAAGAUCCAUUAAGCAGUCCUUAAUGAGGUCAUAAAGUGGUCCAUAAAUUUAUGAGGUCCAUAAAGUGAACCGGAAUACUCUUACCUGUAUUACGUUCCCACUUGUGCUACUGACUUUGAGCCAGUUCACAUGGCUCAAAGUCUCACCCAUUACUCACACGGCCAGUUCACGUGUUGUGAACUCCACCAGCUCCAUAAGUGUUGGUGAAUGAUCUUGUGAUCUCUUUGGUUGGUGAAUGAUCUUGUGGAUGCCCUGAUGCUUCUGCGCCAUGUGUUUUGAGAUUUUGGCACAGUGUCUCCUGAAAAAAUCUUUUUCUAGAAAAUGGUGAGCUGCAAUUCAUGAUGCACGCUGGAGUCCAUGCAAGACUAGUCACUAGGAGGAUGGCAGAAUGGUUAUGCAAAUUAGCCCUCAUUGCUGUAGCUUGUCACAAAUCAGGAUGGUAAGAAGCCUUUCAAAAUACUUUGAACAAUUAAGUAUUGUUCUUUCAGUUGGACACCAUGGGUGGCUGGUAGCACUGGGCAUCAAUACUUUUAAAUGUGUUGGUUUUCAUCUGUAUUCUUUUGAAAAGGCUUUGUAUGCUGUAGGCAGGUUAUACUUUGAGAGCUUCUUGAAACAUUCCAGAGAAGUGACAAAAGUGGACAUACCAACUUUUCAACAACAACAGUUCUCAAAGUGGUAUACAUUCUUACAAAAGCUACAAUAGUCCCCUGUCCCAAAGGGACUUACAGUCUAAGAAAACAAGCCACCAAGCAAACACACACACCCCAGCAAGAGCCACUGAGACAGAUACUGUGCUGGACUGAAUAGGAAGUUGUCCCCCCCCCCUUGAAAAAAGGGUGUUUUAGCAUGAGGGACAUGCACUUCUUCCCCAGAUUUUAGGAUUUUGUCCAAAGGUUCAGUAAUAUACCUGUUCUCCUCAGGGAGAUAUAUAUAUUUCUGCCCUUCCACUGAGAACUUUGUUGAAAAGCAGCAGAUAAAUAUUGGUAGUAGUAGCAGUAGUAGUAGUGGAGAGAACAUGUAGCUCUUUCCUUUGGCUCAUAGCUGGAAACGCUGCUGCUUCCUCUCUUCAUCUCUCUGGAAUGUUCAAAGCAGCUUUUCAAAAAACAGUGCACCAAAAUAUCAGAAACAGCCUUUCAAAGUUCUCCCUCUUAAAUGUCUUUAAUUAUACCUUUUGAUUUUAAAAGCGCAUACUAAACGUCUUGAAAGGAAGGGCUGUAUAUGUAAAUGUGAUUAUUAUUAAUGCACACUGCACCAAGGGCUGUAGUAUAUGACUAUGAAAAUGAGGCAUGGGCUGAGCUGUGAGAGGAGAACUGAGAUCACAUGUGAUGUGAUAUUGGCGUUCUACACUCAUUCACCCCAGCUGCUCAUUAUCAGAAAACUCUGUUUCUUGCUUUAAAACUUCAGCAAACCAGUUUCCCAGGACCAUUUUACAGAGGCGGGCGUCUUAUUUGCUAGAGAUUAACAAGGCCACAUUUUCUGCUUGUGAUGGAUCUAUGUCCACGAUUUAAGACUUUAGAAAUCUCUAGCUAGCCUACCUUCAUGGUGGAUUGGUAGGGGGUUAAAAUUGGAUCUGGUUAGGGUUAAAAUACAGCUCUCAUUCAUUCUUGUUAAUACAAGAAAGUCUAAUAAAUGUAUCCCAUCUUGUCAUAAUGUACAGAGUCAUGCUUCUUUAACUACAUCCCUAUUAACCUUUGUCUAGUGGGAAAACACAUGCUUUGCAUGCAUAGGUGUCAGGUUCAGUGCUUGGACUCUCUAGUUACUCUCAGGUAGGUAGCAAGACUAAGUCAGAUCUGUCUGACUAGAGCUGCUGCUAGUCAGUGCAGAGACAGUUUCUGGGCUAGAUUGACCUUUUUAUGUCACAUAAUGAUCUGGUUAUGACUAUAGAAGUAGUCCUAAAAGUAGUAGUCAUAAGAGAGUUGCCUUGCUGGGUCAGACCAGAAGUCCAGCUAGUCCAGCAUUCUGUUUUCACCAUUAGCCACAGACAGAACAACCUUCACCUGUUCUUCAUCUCCAGCUUCUGGUUCCUGGAAAGAUAUUAUGUCUGAAUUUGGGAAGUCAUAAAAUAUUUCUGCAUUCGGGCUAUGUGAACUGGUUUGAGUGGUCAGGGCUCGAAACAGACCGCCCCUCCCCCCCCCAAAGGGGUGCCAAUAUGAGUUGAAACCAGAGCGGCCCCAGUUCAAGGAGUCUCUCCACCACUGCCCCUUGCGUGCACACUGGCGGCAGCCUUGCCAAUUAACUAGGCUGCCGCUGUGGCUGGUACUGAUGAAUGGUACACACCUGGUUCUUCCGCCUUUCAGUUGCCUCCCCCUCCUCCCCCCCCUUUUUUUUGCUGCUGCACAAAGGCCCACCGUAAUAUCAGUUAAAGAACAGAACAAGGUCUCCACUCCACUGAGUCCCCCACCCCACCAUGAGGUGCAACUCUCCCCCAGCCCCCGCUUGGUUAUGCCAGUAGACCCUUUCCCCACCACCACCACUCCAAGGCACGGACCCAGCCCAGGGAGCCAGCCAUGGUUCCACUACUAAUAUUUACACAUCACUUUUCAGCAAAUGUGUCCAAAGCAAUUUGCAUGGGCAAAUAAUACAUAAGAAGAUGGUUCCCUGCCCCAAGGGGUUCACAGUCUGAAAAGGACCAUGAGGACACAACAGGAGCCCCUGGAAAGAUGCUCUGCUGGGGCUGGAUUGGGGCAGUUGUUCUCCCCCUGCCAGACUUUUGAAUCACCACUUAAAAAGGUGCCCCUUUGCUCAGUUUACAGGUUACAGUUGCAGAUGCACAUGCAGACGUGCUGGGGCAUUGCCAUUCCACAACACUGGAGGAGCCAGGGCAAUGCCCCUUCUCCUCCCAAGUGCCUGAUGCCACAAGGGUGCCUGUCCCUUUCGACAGACAGGUGGCACAUGGUGGCAGGCAUGUGGGUGGGCAUGGCCUGCAUGUGUGACAUGAUGGAUUGCUGGGCAGCCCACUGCUGAGACUGCCCUGGAUAGGGAUGUAUCUGGCUGGCUCUGGAGGGCAGCACAUCCCUUCCCCGAUGUCUGCUCCUGGCAUGGGACACAGGUGUUUUGGCUAGUGGCAGCCACAUGGCUGGCUAACCCAGGGUUUCAAAGUGUAGUUAACAGCUUUUGGCUAGUUUGGGUUUGGGCACCUUGCCCCCACCCACAUGACCAGCUAACCUGGGUUCACUUCAUGGCCUGCACAAAAGUUCAUCUGACUUUUUCAGUGUGGUUACUUCACUCUCAAGAUAUAUCAUUUUGUGAAUUCUGUAGCAGGUAACAGCAUCUGCAUUUAGCAUCUUGCGAGAUUUGGUCUCCAAAUCACCUACAGCCAACAUUUGUGGACCUGGUAUAUAGAUUUCCAUGUGGGCAGUGAUGGCAGUUGAAAGUGUAAGAUCUAACUUGGGAGAAACUGCACAGAUAGUCUCUCAUGGGGUUUGUGAUGUUUUUCUUUUCCAUGAAAGGAGGUGGGUGAAACACACAGGUGAAUCAUGCGUGCUAAUGGGGGGAUGGGAACAACAGGGAUACUAAACGCCCAAUAAGUGCAUGGAACGGCACUGCAUGUUUUGAAUCGUAUGCUCUUUCUACAGUUACUUUUCCAAGCUCUGCCUUCAUCCUGAAACACACUUCAAGGACUUGGGGGCUUUUUUCUGUGUCCUAAAUUUGAUUUUGUAAAGACAUAACUCAUGAUAACUAUAGCUAAAUGCAAAAGCGGGUGUUUUGUGAACAAAGCAUGGCAAUGGCUAAGAGUGUAAUUCCCUCCUGUUUCUGGACACACUGUGGUUUCUAAGAGAAUUAUCAGCUAUCUAGAUCGGCUUCUAUCUAUGCAUUGGUCCAUUGUGCCUGCUGAAGGGAAAGUAAUCUAAUCAAAUACAGUUUUAAAAUAAGAAGCCAUCGCAGACUUCAUCUGCAGCUUGCAUUCGUUGUGGCCAGGCUUACAUGGCUACUAGGUGAGCUUGAUGUUUUGGCUAAUAGCCCAAUCUAUCUAUUGAAGCAUCAGCAUGUAAGUGCUAAAUAUGGGAAAGGAAAACAGGUACAAUGUCGCAAAACUUCCAGUUGCUCUCUCAUCAUGGGGUACUCUUCUCCCAAGUGGUUAGCAUCAAGACGUGACUUCCUUAAUCAACCGAUUAGUAAGGGCAAACAAGCGGGCUAAAAGCUGGUCUGCCAUUACCACCCUUUCCUCUGCAGGACACAGCCUCAGAAAAGUCCUGGGGGCUUUUAGGGUCCAGGCUCCGUUUGUGCAGGGUGACAGCUAGACUCAGCAAACCUGGCCACACACAAACAGCAUUGUGCUCCCUAGUACAUACCCCAGAAUCCUCUGCAUGGUGCAGAUCUCUCACAACCAAGUCAUAGGAGUCUCUUGGCAGACAAAUAAAUGUGCAAAGAGCACCCUAAGGGUAAGCAUUUGAAAGCCACUGUUUCAAAGAAAGUACUCAAGACUGGAAUGUAGACUCAAGCACUGUACAUUUUUAAUCCUUUUCCCAGGAAGCUAGCAGAAUAGCAGAAUGUUCUGUAUCUUUGGAACCAAGCUGGUGUAAGAAUUUACAUUCAUGAAAUAGUUACGCACAAAGGACUGGAGUGUUUUGCAAAGUAGCAAAGAUCAAGAUAUGUUUUUAAUGAACUAAUUUCUGUUGCACUCCAUGAGGUCCCUCUCACAUUUGUCAACAAAAGGCUCUCCGUUUUAUUUCUCAGUUACAAGAAAACGGAUCACUUUUUCUCCGUUUCUUCCUAUCUCUUUCAUCAUUUCUCUCCUGUUGUUGUUUUUCCUGAAAUAGGAAAAAGGCUGGAAGUGAAUUAGGACUUUGUGGCAAUCCAUCUGAACCUAUUCAUGACUGAGCAUAUAAUUCACAUUAACUCCUCAGAUCCAAGGUACAUAACUGAAUAUGUCUAAAAAGAGCUGUAUUGCUACUUAGGCCUGGUUCACUCACUCCCUGGAGCAACACAGUUCCAACUACCACUACGGUUGCAACUGGGAACAUCUCCCCCUCACAUAGUAAGAGUGGAUUUCAUACCACAGUGGCAACAUGUGUCCUGAUGGGGAAAGUCUGACAUAUAAGCUCACAAUGCAUAUAAGCUCGCAAUGCAGCAGAACCCCUUUGAUGGAAAAUAUACAUAUACAAAAGUAGCAACAUGGAUAAAACUCAGAAGUGACAAGAAACCUACCAUUUUAGAUAAUGUAAAAACUGGGUAUUAGUUUCACAGCAAUCUAAAUUAUCUGUCUAUAUCAGAAGAACUUUCCUACUUCUAUUCUAAACUAAGCUACCUAAAUUUCUGAAUUAUUUUAUUUAUAUUUAUACACACACACACACACACACUCAACUUUUAAAAGUAAAAGCCAAAGGAAGACAAGGCUAUGGGUCUUUUCCGCAGUUCCAUAAACAUUGCCUUACAUGUUUCAGACUCUCACUGGAAAGCCAAGGGCAUGGUCACCGAUCCUAUUCUGGGCACAUUUACAUAACAAAUUCUAACCAGUCUGUAACUUCCCACCAAAAAUCCAAAAUUGCAAUCUUGUGAGAAUGCUGAAAAUCCUAUGCUAGUCUUAUUUCUUUCAAAGCCAUAUAAUACCAAGCAUAUGACAAAACUGGUCAACAGAAUGAAAGUGAUUUAAAUUUGCAGUGUAGACAAGUUUAAGGGCUGAUUCAUGAUACACAAUUGGAUGCUUUGAUUUUCCAUCUUGGAUUGAAGUUGUGUGUGAGCAGUCUUUCAAUUUAUUUUUACAGAUAUUUCUGCCUCUCCAAACACUGACAUCACAUGUCCAGAACACAUGCUAAGUAUUAUAUGCUUGUUGCAUUGAUUUUUUAAAAAAAGAUUCAAAUAGUUGUGCAUUAUUCCCCUUUCCAAACCCAUGUAGAUUUAUGGCUUCAUUAUGCAUUUUUCACAUUCAAAAGAACAAACCAAACAGCAACCAAUCUGCUGUGCAAUUGGCUUAACUGCCUAACAGUUUACACACUGAGUCACUACUUGAUCUGACUAUCAGCUGAUCUAAUUAUACUGUUUUAAAGCCUGUUGCUUGUUUGGAACAGUUAUCCACAGCAGCACAGGGAAUUUUUGCUUUAAGAGUAGAACAUCAUUAAUAAUUACAGCAUCCCUAGAUGGCAUCACAAGCAGGCUGUUAGAGUGGUUUCUCAAAAAACAUACGAAGUCAUAACCGCAAAAUUGUUUAAUGUGGACAGAAUCCUGUUAGUUAUGCAAAUGUGUAUAUCACAUUCAGCAAAUGCUUUCAAAGCAGUGUGUAAUAAAUAAAAAUAUAUAAAUUAUACCAUGUCUGAAUUUCAGAACUUCCCCUGGCAGCUCUUGCAAUACAUACCCUUAAGUUAUUUAACUUAUAGGACUCAUUUUCUGAGGAACAUUAACAUCAUCAUCAUCAUCAUCAUCAAUCACAGGCACAAUCCAGACAAAGUUAAGCACUUUCAAGUCCCAUUGAUUUCAAUAGGAGAGAUUUGAGAACUGGAUCACGCCUAACAUGCUUUUCCCCCCCUUUUCCCCCUUCUACAAGUAUGCAAGCAUCCAACAUUCUGUGUUGGAUUAUGAACAUUUGCCCAAAUCCCGCAAAUAUUGCUCAUGUGGAUGAAGAUGUGUGUCUGCAUGCAAAUCCCUUUCACAACGCUUCCUUAAGCCCUGUUAAACUGGUUGGAUGCUCCUCUGAUGCACACGGAGAGGUUAAUCUCUGUCCAGAGCUACCCAUUGUUGCACAUGACUAGUUGCCUGUGACUGGAGCUGGACUGGGCCUGUUGUUUGUAACUGGGAAUCCGCGUUUCACUUGCAGGAUUUACUCAUACUGUAGAUGUAUAAAUUUGGGGUUUUUUAAAGCUCCAUUUAAUCAGAAAAAAAACCUGGAAUGAUUCCUAUAAGAGCACUUACUGCAAACAUCUCUUUAUUACUUUACGUUUUAAAAAAACAGAAAGAUGCAAGCAUGAUUUAUAUAUUUAAAAAAUAAUAAUAAAAGCUUACAAAUUUAAUCCAGGAGUGUAAGUGUGCCUACUAUAGUAAGUCUUGUUCAACUUCAUAACACCAUCCUUGUUCCAAGAGAAGGAAUACUGUGUAUUUACUCAAUGCAUGUGACACUGCAAAAUGUUUAACCUGCGUAAGGAGUUUGCAAUGCUGCAAAUUGUUAAUGGGGCUAUGUUGCAAAUUAUUCUCUGCCUUGACAAUCAUGUAUACAUAUCAAGAUUUCUAUCAUAAUGAUAAUUUAAGGGAAAGCAAGAAUGGUUUUCCACAAAUAAAUCCAAUUAAACCUUAA